AUGGCGGCCGAACAGCGCAGACUGCUCGAACAGCUGAUGGGCGACCAACUCAUGGCAGUCCCCGGCACCAAGAAACAACCCACACUCACCCUCACCGACCCCAAAGUCUGCCGCUCAUAUCUCGCAGGCUCCUGCCCCCGCGACCUCUUCACCAACACCAAAAACGACCUCGGACCAUGCACGAAAUCUCACCUCCCCAACCUUCGCGAAGAGUACCAAGCACUGCCCGAAGAGAAGAAGCGCGAGCUAGGCUUCGACUUCGACUACAAAUACGACAUCCAACACCUUGUGCGCGCCUGCGACGCCACGAUCGAGAAAUUGCAGGGCCGGCUGGAGAAGACGCAGGAAGAAGUUCGCCAGACUAAUGCUCUGCUCAAAGCGAUCAACGACUUCCGCGGGACUAUCGAAGCCACUCUGACGGAAAUAGAGAUUCUGGCGGAGCAAGGCGCGGUCAAUCUGGCGGUGCAGGAGCACUAUAAGCUGCGGACGGUAAAGCUGCAGAAGGAGGAGAAGGAGCGGGAGCUAAAGACGCUGACGGAUACUUCGGGACCUAGUGGGCACCAGAAGCUGCAGGUGUGCGACGUGUGUGGUGCGUAUCUGAGCAGGUUGGAUAAUGAUCGGAGGCUGGCGGAUCACUUUUUCGGAAAGAUGCAUUUGGGGUACGCGCAGAUGCGGAAGGAGUAUGAUCGGUUGACGAAGGAGUUGAAGGGGAGGCAGCCACCGGUGAGGGAUGAGCCGAUGCCGGAUGCGCCGCCUGGGAGAGGGUACGAUGAUCCGUAUGGCGGUGGUGGUGGGUACAGCAGGGGUGGAGGUGGGUAUGACGGUGGAGGGUAUCGUGGGCGUGGUGGUGGUGGAGGCUACAGGGGAGGGAGGGGAAGAGGUGGGUAUGGACCGCGCUACUGA
Saxophila tyrrhenica is the source of this 903-nucleotide messenger RNA. It is a transcript of the gene LUC7, whose product is annotated as splicing factor. Gene Ontology annotation, biological process: mRNA splice site recognition. The record is from RefSeq and is a predicted model, not a curated record. Bases 1 to 903 code for a protein of 300 amino acids. The transcript has a single exon. Gene Ontology annotation, molecular function: mRNA binding. Lineage: Eukaryota; Fungi; Ascomycota; Dothideomycetes; Mycosphaerellales; Extremaceae. Gene Ontology annotation, cellular component: U2-type prespliceosome; U1 snRNP.